Haliotis rubra (blacklip abalone) is the source of this 549-nucleotide messenger RNA. RefSeq lists its product as uncharacterized. Lineage: Eukaryota; Metazoa; Mollusca; Gastropoda; Lepetellida; Haliotidae. Bases 131 to 460 code for a protein of 109 amino acids. The transcript is spliced from 4 exons. The record is from RefSeq and is a predicted model, not a curated record.
CGCUGCCAUUGAUUCCUCACGGGCAAUGAGCACGUGAACACGCACAUGUGGCACCAUCUGAAAUAUUAGCGUGAUGUGCUUCUGUCGUCAUUAGCUCCGGGUACAAGGACAUAAAGAGAACCAGAACAAGAUGAACACCCUGAGUGUAUGGGUGACUGUAGGACUGGUGUGUAUGCUGAUGUGCCACACACUGGCAGGGGACUCUGCUGACGGUAAAUCCAAAGGGCCAACUGAUUGUUUACCUGAAAGUGAUCCAGGAUGUCGCAACGCAACCAACAAAGCCGAGCUGAACGGUGUCAGGUACUGCUGUCCCCGUGGAGCUGGGUCCAUAUCGACAAGCUCCUCGAAUAUCAACGGUGUCCAGAAAGAUUCGUGUAAAUGUGGGGGCCGGGUCAAAAUGCCGGAGAUGCCCAAGUUCGACUGGUCCAGUUUCGACAACCCAUUUUACUGGAAAAUCUAAUAAAUAAACUUUCCGUUUUACCCGAUGUCUAACAUAGUUUAGCAUUGAGAUGUAUUAUUUGUCAGUCUGAAUAAACACUGUGAAUUGUU